This is a messenger RNA of Daphnia pulicaria, 3758 nucleotides long. RefSeq names its product DNA-directed RNA polymerase, mitochondrial-like (gene mtRNApol). Gene Ontology annotation, biological process: mitochondrial transcription. Gene Ontology annotation, cellular component: mitochondrial DNA-directed RNA polymerase complex. Gene Ontology annotation, molecular function: DNA-directed RNA polymerase activity; mitochondrial promoter sequence-specific DNA binding. Lineage: Eukaryota; Metazoa; Arthropoda; Branchiopoda; Diplostraca; Daphniidae. The coding region runs from base 80 to 3625 and encodes 1181 amino acids. The transcript has 12 exons. The record is from RefSeq and is a predicted model, not a curated record.
UUCGUCUGCUUUAGUAAUGUCAACACGUGCCGUUGAUUCCUGAUUCAAUUCAAUCCAAGUGCCUUGUUGGUCAUGAAUCAUGAUAUCUUGUCGAAAAUGUUUGGCUACACUAGCCAGUUAUCACCUAAAAGGUUUCCAGUUGUCUAGAACUAUGAUUGCAAUUCGAGCCAAUUGUAUCAAAACAACAUGUGAAACCAGAAAUAGUCCUGGCCACAGAAACUUCUCUAUAUCAAAUCCAAAUUCUAGAGCAACUAUUAAAAGUCAAGAUCAAAAUAGUGACCCACAGAAAAUAGGUGAUGAAGAAAUCGAACUACAUGAAGAAGAGACUGAAGAAAGCCACAACACUUAUUUGCUGCCAAACUUUUUAACUGAACCAGCAAGUGAAGGAACAGAGGUUCUAUUAGAUGGGGUCCCAAAGAUAGUAUCUGAAGAAAAAAUUCUAAAAACCAACCGGGAAAUCAAGUCUGCAAAAGCCCAAGCUAAAAAGGCUGAGAAAAAAUUAAGAGACCAUCUUCAGAGUGAAGAUGCAAAGGCAACUGCCAUUGAAUUACAAAAGAAAAAAGAAAUUGCUUUCCGAUUAAGUCUCAAAAGUUACGUAACCAUGUGCAUGCAGCAGGGUAUGGUCUACAAGGCCAUGCUCUUGUUAAGAAACUACCAUGAAGAGGUAAAACAUUUCAAGAGCAGUGAAGUAUAUGAUGCUAUGCUCAGAGAGGCUUCUGUGUGUUGCAGCUGGAAGCUCAUUAAGGAAAUUGUGACAAUGAUGGAGGAAGGUGGUAUUCCCUUUACUUUAGAAUCGUUUGCCGCUUGCUUCAUCGGUUUGGGCCUAAAGUCUGAACGAGAAAGCGGCUUGGAAGCCAUUUCGGAAAAUCUUCUAGACAAAAUGGAAAUUUGUGAUCUAAAUGUAGACGAUAUUUUCAAAACUUGCAAGUUCCUGGGUAAUCACAGGGAACUGGCAAUCAAAGGAAUAAGGUUGGGUUUACCCGAUUUUGAACCCGAAUUUUCUUCAACUCCACUAACAUACACCACACCUUUGCUGACUUCCUUAAACGACACACAUGUCGAGUCGGCCAUUCCAUCAAACGUAGAAGGGCUGCUGAAAGAAGACAACCUGAAAAAAUUAGCCACCCAGCAACUGGAUUCAGAAAUGAGUGGUGCCGUGUUUAUACAAUCCAUCACAAAUUCAAACUCUGUCUCAGUGAAUAACCAGGCGAUAAGUGAAAUGGAAAAACUGGAGCAAGAAUGGAUACCAGUGUUGCGAGAAGCGAUUAUUCGCGAUAUGCAAAUGUGCAAGGCCCAAUUUGAAGCGACACGUCGCAAGACGUUGCACAUCUACCCAUUUUUGUCCGCCUUAUCGACUGAAGAUUACGUCCGACUGCUGACUCAAGAAGUCCAAAUGCUUUCAGGCACAUCCGAACUCUUCUCACCAAGUAUGCACCUUUUCUGUCGCAACUUGGGUUUCAAAGUAAUUAGAGAAACACGCAUCCAACGUAAGAAAGAAAACGGGCAAUUGGAAAAGUUUCAACUUCUUUAUGACAAAUACUGUCAGUGGUAUAUGAAUCCGACAAAAGACGGCCAACUGUGUAACCCUAGGCAGAUGUGGCAGCAACUUGUGACACAGCAUCAAAUGGAAGGAUGUGACUUGGAUUAUGAGUCAAUUUUCUGGCCACAUACCGUCGUCCUCGCUGUUGGUCAAUUCCUCUACAAUAUAAUCCUGAGCAACUUGAAAAUUGCCGAUCCCACCAACACCGAUGGGAAACUUUCACCCGCGUUCUACGUAGUUUAUCGCACCAAAGGCGUCAGAUCCCUAAGAGAAAUCAAACCGCAUCCCCAACUCGUUAAAUUCUACGACGAGAUACGCAAGAAGAAAUUAAGCUUCGAUUCUUCUCUGUUGCCCAUGCUUUCACCACCCUUGCCGUGGAGUUCGCAUAAAUGCGGAGGUUAUUUGGUUACCGACGUUUCACUGGUGCGUUUACCAGCGCAUGCUUCCAAACAGAGAUUAAGAUUGGCAAACACUCCUCCUCAACAACUUUAUCCCGCGCUGGAUGCAUUGAACGCACUUGGAUCCAUUCCGUGGAGAAUCAACGGCGCUAUCCUAGAUUUGGUUAUUCAGAUAUUCAAUGCUAAUGGUAGCAAAAAACUUCAUAUACCUCAGCCGCCAUCUGCACUAGCUAUACCGUCGCCUGUUGCUGCCGAAGCCGAUGGAUCGCACAAAGUUAAAGCUUAUCGAGAUCGAAUCGCCUUCAAACGACAGAAAGCGGAGAUGUAUAGUUUGUGGUGUGAUUCCCUUUAUCGCUUAUCACUUGCUAACCAUUUCCGAGAUAAAGUUUUCUGGCUACCACAUAACAUGGACUUUAGAGGUCGAGUAUACCCAUGUUCUCCCCAUCUUACGCAUCUUUCCCACGAUAUGGCUCGAUCACUGCUCUUCUUUGCCCAGGGAAAACCUUUGGGUGCUGACGGUUUCAACUGGUUAAAACUGCAUGUGAUAAAUUUGACUGGUACGAAGAAAAGGGAGCCGAUUAGUGAACGCUAUGCCUAUGCCGAGAAAAUAAUGCCGGAAAUUCUCGACUCAGCCGAUAAUCCUUUAACGGGAAGACAAUGGUGGGUCAAUUCAGAUGAACCGUGGCAAACCUUAGCAGCUUGUAUGGAAGUCGCAAAUGCAUUAAGAUGUCCAGAAGGACCGGAAGCUUAUGUUUGUCACUUACCUAUCCAUCAAGACGGAUCGUGUAAUGGAUUACAACAUUAUGCAGCUUUAGGGCGAGAUACAGUUGGAGCCGAAAGCGUCAAUUUAACACCGGCUGAUAGACCACAAGACGUUUACAGCAACGUGGCCAAUCUAGUUGAAAGGGAACGUUCCAAAGAUGCUGCGAAUAAUGUUGAAAUUGCUCAACUUCUUGCUGGACUGAUCAAUCGGAAGAUCAUCAAGCAAACAGUGAUGACGACAGUAUACGGUGUCACGCGGUACGGUGCCCGAUUACAAAUUGCCAAACAGCUUAAAGAACUACCGAGUCUAACACCUGAACAAGUUCAAGUUGGAUCUGUUUAUUUAGCUGACAAAACAUUUCAAAGUUUACAAGACAUGUUUACGUCGGCUAAAGAUAUUCAAGACUGGUUUACUGAAAGUGCUAAAUUGAUUUCAACCGUCGCCGGAGAAAGUGUCGAAUGGAUCACUCCGAUUGGGUUACCAGUUGUGCAGUCGUACAACAAUAAUCCUUACGACGAAGCAAGUCGACCGAAUGCGAUUAAACAACGCAACGCAUUCCCACCAAACUUUAUUCACUCCUUGGACUCGAGCCACAUGAUGCUAACUGCACUGUAUUGCCAACGAAAAGGCAUCACUUUUGCGUCCAUUCACGAUUGUUUCUGGACUCAUCCUUGCACUGUGGCAGAAAUGAAUAAGAUCUGUCGACAACAAUUCGUCUCUCUCCACUCUCAGCCUAUUUUGGAAGAUCUUUCAAAGUUUUUGGUCUCACAGUUUGCCGUCCGAGCGAGUGGUGCCGAUGCUGUUGACGAUGACACGCCCAAAGGACUUGCAAGACACAGAUUGAAUCAAAUUAUAAGUGAAGUGCCUAGACGCGGUAUGUUUGAUUUGCGCCUUGUUCUCGACUCGGUCUACUUCUUUUCCUGAACUAUAAAGAAUUAUUCGGACUUGUUCGUUGGACAAAAAUUAACAACAGUUAGGAAAGUUAUAAAAUCUGUGCAUUCGUAUAAUUAGUAUUGUCUAGUCUUUUCCACAAUAAACCCGACGUGGUAGUUCCUAA